CCAGAGUGCUUCACACAGGAUGCAGAACAUGGAGCAGUCGAGCGAUCUCUGAGAAGCCCCCCAGCCGUCAGUCUUUCUGUCCAAGGAAAACCAUAGCCAUCUGCAUCCCCCGUAGGCGACGAGGAAAAGCAAUGGCGGAGGUGAACUUGAGCGACGAUGAAGGGGAGCUGACCAUCAGCCAGCUGCAGCACAAGGUGCGGGCUUUGCAAAGCGACCGGCACAAGAGACGGGAGUUCGCCGAGCGGUUGCAAGAAAAGAUGAAGGCCCUCAACUCAGAGCUGGCGGCGAGGAGGGAGCAGGUGGACACACUCAAUGAGAUGCUCAGCUUCGAACGGAGGCGCGGACACGACGAGGUAAUUAAAGCAACCGUCGGUCCGCCCGCACACACACACACACACACACACAGAGAGAGAGAGAGAGAGAGAGAGGUGUGCCGAUUUGGCGCAUGUACACAUGCAUUCGGAUCAUUGCAUGCAGGCGACGGUUGAGAGGAUGGAGCACGAGAAGCGGCUAGCAGAGCAGGACGAGCGCAUCCGUGAGAUCCUGGAAGAGGUGCUCUUCUCGAAUGUGCCGCAGGGCAUGGCCAAGUCGACCCGCGGCGGGCUGCUGCCCACCAACGUCGACGAGACCCAACUCAUGGUCAAAGGGUGGGCGGGGCGCAGAAGAGACGCACCUCCAGGGGAAGAGGAUGAGCAGCUCGCGGUUGACACGGUGCUUAUCACCUAUGUCCCGGAGAACAGCGACCUGCGCUUCAACCUCACUUAUCGCAUCGAUCCGACCACAAGACUCCAUGACCUCAGAAUAGGUACGUCCACAUAUUCCGUUUGACUGUCUGUCUGCCCGUGGUGUGUGCAGAUGCGUGCAAAUAUUGGGGGAUCAGUGAGGUGGAUUAUGUUUUGAAGAACGAGGCCAACUCGAAGGCGCCCGACUCGGGCGCCGUCUCGUCUUUCUUCCGCGACGCAGAGAUGGCCCGGCUCUACCUGGUCAAAAAGGACACACAGCAGACCAAGCUCAGCGAGGCCGAGCAGAAGGCCGUACAGAUACGCAGGGGGGGCAGAAUCGGUCUCGGCUUGGCCACAGAGAGGGGCGGACAGGGAGGUGGGGAGGGAGACAAGAAGCGCGGCAUGGGUGUGACGAUGCUGGGCUCGACGAUGCUGGGCUCCACUGGCCCAGCGCCGAGCAGCAUCGACUACCACGAGGUGGCGAAGCAGUUCCCCGGGCUGCUGCAGGUGCUCAAGGUGCACGAUAUGGGCCCCUCCUACCACCUGGAGAAGAUCACACCCCCAGACAUAUGCGCUGUGCUUGCCUUGCUCACCAUCUGCCUCGUUCUUUUCAUCAUGCAAAAUCCUCCAGGUAGGUAUUCGAAAAUUGAGAGACCACGAGAGAGAGAAAGAGAGAGAGAGAGAGACAUGGCCACGUAUACUGUUUGUUUGCUUGUCUGAUGCAGGUGCGUCGUUUUGGUUGCUGUCUGGUAUGAGUGCCACCUUGCUGGAGCCGCGGUACGAGUCGGAGCUGGACAGCUGGACGCCCUCGUUCAGGUCCAUCGGCCGCGGGGGGGAUGCACUGCGGUGGCUCAACCAGUCACUGGCAUACGCCCUCUUCGACGAUACAUCUGACUUCAGACGGUCAGUCAGUUUGACCAAUGUGGGGUCUCUCGGAGGCAAUCAGGUAGGUGCCUAUGUCCGUGUGCAGUUUCAAUUCAGCUCCUGGAUUCUUGAGACUGAGGCAGCAGCGGGUGAGCAGGCAAGGCAAGGGACAUCCACACACAGAGGCCGACAAGAAUGCUAGUCUGUGUGCGGGCCUGUACGUGUAGGUGAAGUCUGAAUCGUGCGAGCGCACCGACAUGGAGCCCGUUGUGGCUGCUGACGGUAUGCCUGCAUAAACAUUGGAGAGGAUUCUCUUCCCUUCUUCCGUCUCUUCACCUGUUUGCCUUUGUUUGGCAGGAUGUUAUCCCGCCCUGGUAUCAUCGGCCACCCGGGAGACGGCAGACAUAUCGUCCGUCGCUGGUGUGCCAGUACAGCCACGAUGCGUCCUCUCCACUGGCACUCAAAUCGACUGCGGAGACCCUGCAACAUUUGUCGACGCAAAGGUAGUAGAAAUAGACGAAGACACAGAGAUGAGUGAGUGUCUCUCUCUCUUCCUCUCUCCCUUAUGCGCGUGUGCCGACCAUCAGGCCAAUUCCAAGGACCAUCGUGUGUCGUCCUUGCAGGGUCGUGUGCAGCGAUAUGACGCGAGCGGGUACCAGACGGACGUGCCGAUCAUCGUUGGCGACACGGACACGUCCUCCACUCCUGCAGACUUCACACAGUGAGUGGCUCACAUGUAGUCAUCAAGCGUUGGUUUCAUUUGUGUGUGGUGGAGUAUAAAUAUCCUCGCAGGCAUCUGACGAACCUAGUGGAUGCCAAGUGGGUCGACGUGUCCACACGGAUGCUGCUGGCGGAGUUCUCCGCCUACAAUGGCAACUUCGACAGAUGGUGCGUGCAGUGCAGUGCAGUGCAGACCUGCCUGCGUGACCCAAGACACACAACAACCACAUCUGCAUAUCUCUGUGUGCGUGUUCCAUGUGUUUGUGUGCGUGUGCAGGCUGUCAUUUCAGUUUCUGUUUGAGCUGUCACCGUCGCACUCCGCCCUGCCCACAGCACGCAUAUUCCCACUCAGAGUAAAGCAAUGCGACACAAACACAAUGAUCCACAUGUGGAUCAUUCCUCGAUGAUGGUUGGCAGUUGCACACGGCGGAGACGUACAGUGAGAAUUUCAUCAUGUUCAUGGACUACCUGCGGCUGGUGCUGGUGCUCUAUGUGGGCCUCUUCAUGAUACCCAAGGGCGUCAGACACAAACACAGACACAAAAAGGCCGGUGCGUUCAACCUCAACACACUCCCACACAGUCCACCCAUCCAUCGAUUCUCUAUGUGUGUAUGUGGUCGAUCAGGCUACCUGCAUUUCCUCACUGUGGACGGUCUGGUGGACACGGCGACGGUGCUUUUGUUCUUCAUCACGUUCCUCUCCCGGCUGGUGGUCUUUCAGCGCCGGUCGCUCAAGUCGAAAGAAGUCAUCAAACAAAUGAAAGAAUCAUUCCAAAGCUGGUCAAUCAGAAUCCGAGAGUUGGGAGUGUGCGUGUUGAGCGGUGUGUGUGUGUGUGCAGGUCAGAGAUGGGCGCCUUAUAUGAUUCGAUGAACAUCCUGGAGGGCCUCUUGGUGCUCUGUCUGCUCAUACGCAUUGUCACAUUCUUCAGACUCGCGAGACCGGUGUGUGUAUGCAGCGGGUGCCCAUGGACUGCGCGCACACUCCCUGUGUGUCGCUCUCUAUCUCUGUCUGUGUUUAGGUGUAUCUGUUGUGGCGUGUGUUGGGUCGCGCCAUUCCCCAGUACAUCUACUUCGCCUUUGUCUUCCUGCCCGUCUUCAUGGGAUUCGUCUUCGCCGCACACGCCAUUUGGGUACACACAACACACCGUGCGCAGAGGAAAACAGAGAGGCAGCAAAAGGCACACAGUGACAUCCAUCCAUCCAUCCACUCUCUCUCUCUCUCUCUGUCUUAAUGACAGGGUCCUUAUCUCGAGUCCUUCGAGAGUUUUGGUCGAUCGUUCAUCUCACUCAUGAUGUUCCUCAAUGGGUCAGUGAGAGAGAGAGUGAGGGAGAGACGGAUACUGAGAAGGGACCGAACAGGGGAUGUAUCGAUGUGUUUUGUGCCGGUCUGCUGUCUGUCUGGUGUAUUUGUCAGCAAUCUGAAUCUGCGUCCUCUGCAUGAUGUCCAGCAGUACUGGACGGCCGUCUUCGUGGUCAGACACACACACACACACACAGAGACAGAGAGAGAGAGAGAGACUCAAAGAUUGAAAAGGUGACUGUGUGUGUUUUGUGUGCGCAGUUGCUCUUUUUCGUCGUUGUGUCCCUUCUGCUGGUCAAUGUGUUCAUCGCAAUCAUGGUCGACGCACAAUACACAGUCCGCAUCACUGACGGUCAGCCAACCACACAGACAGGCACCCAGCCAUCCAGCCACAUCAUUACAUGGUCCAUUUGUGGGCGUGCAGAUGGUCAGGAGGUGUCCAAGUACCGCUGGGGGGUGAGGGAGUGGAUCAACUGGAUGUUUCCCACCUUCAUCGCGGGUGUCAUGAUCGACUACCUCGCACCCCUCAUCCCCGGCCUGCAGACCGACAAGCAGCCUCCACAUGUGAGGCAGACAGGCAACAGGGCGACACAGAGAGAGGGCGGACACGCAGACACGACAGAGUGGGACAGAGAGGGGGGAGAGGAGGAAUGAAUGACACUACCUACACAUGGGGGGUUGGGGGCCUGUGUGUGUAGUUGGUGUCUUGUGUGUGCGAGCGUUUGUAGUUAGGGCAUAUGUGUGUAUGCGAUGGAUGGUCUGGUGCGACGGUAUGUAUGUGUCUGUCUGGGUGAUAGAUAGCCAGC
This is a messenger RNA of Vitrella brassicaformis, 4411 nucleotides long. Lineage: Eukaryota; Vitrellaceae. The record is from the annotation of a GenBank genome assembly.